AUGCGGCCUGUCAGAACUAUCCUCAUCGGCGCGCUUCUCCUGGUGUGCCUCCACGUGGCAUAUGCCGGAUUUCCCGGGUUUGGCGGCAAGAAGAAGAAGGCAUGUGACCUCUCCGUCGGGAGCUGGGCCCCGUCGACCAAGUACCCGGUAUACGAUUCCUCGUGUCCGUACAUUAGCCAGGAGUUUAACUGCGAAAAAAACGGGCGACCGGACGGCGACUUUCGCCACUUCGAGUGGAAGCCAUCGGGUUGCAAGCUGGUUCGGUUUGACGCGAAGAAAUUCGCGAUGACUUUCGUUGGCCAGGCCGUGGCGAUCGUGGGCGACAAUUCUGGGCUGUACAUGUACCAGUCGCUCAGAUGUCGCCUAGAAGCUGCGAACUUUAAGACCGAGAGUUUCAAUCCGUCUACGAUUGGCUGGACCGGCGAUGGUUUCAAGGUCAAGCCUUGGGGGGUGAAGGUCGUGUUCGUGCACGCACCGUUCCUCACCGAAGCGGAUCCAAUGGACCCGGAAUCCUCCAACCGCACGUAUUACAGCAAGGGCCGGGCGAUUGCCUCGCAGCCUAGCGGCAUCGCUGCUCUUAACAUUGUGCUGCGGAACAUUGCAGAUUACAUCAAGUCCAACGUCAUGCUAGAAUCCUCCAACCGCACGUAUUACAGCAAGGGCCGGGCGAUUGCCUCGCAGCCCAGCGGCAUCGCGGCACUCAACAUAGUGCUGCGGAACAUCGCAGAUUACAUCAAGUCCAACGUCAUGCUGGUUCAGCCCUACGCGCUCUCCAUCCCGCCCGCGCACAUGCCAAACAUGUUCCAAUACGCCGACACCACUUGUGCGCUUUUCGCGGGACCUUUGUCGAGUACAGCCACGGAUCUAGCCAAGGCGCGGAGCAGCGUUGUCGCGUGGACCAACGCGCAAAUCAAUGCGUUAUCGAAAUCUCGGGUGAAGCUGCUUAACAUCUUGUCGCUGUCGCUCUAUAGGGCGGAUGCACACGUGGGGACGUAUAGACCGGCGGGAGGUUCGACGGAAAUGGACUGUGCUAAGUGGUGCUUGCCAGGAGUUCCAGAUGUGUGGCUGGAUUUGUGGUACCACCAGGUCAGCGACCCAUUCAACCUCAAACCGUGA
This is a messenger RNA of Closterium sp. NIES-65, 1116 nucleotides long. NCBI's taxonomy places the organism in Eukaryota, Viridiplantae, Streptophyta, Zygnematophyceae, Desmidiales, Closteriaceae. The record is from the annotation of a GenBank genome assembly.